AUAUCUCCCGCGAAAAAGACGGCUGGUCUUCGUUUACUCUUUCUGUCCAGGCCUCAUCUUUGGACCCCCACUUACAAGCUAAGCUUCUGUUAAAAAAAAAAAAAAAAAAAAAAAGAGAGAGAAAGAAAAAAAAAAAAAGUUUAUAUACUUUAGUUGAAACUUGAAAGGGCAACACAACUGCUUCUACUAGUCUUUCUUUAGUCAUGGAAAAUCAGCAACAACGCCGUGAAUUUACAUUCUUGCACUCCGGUGACUUUCUCCGUCGAAAUUCUAAUCGGGUAGUUGAGAAUUCCGUGGAUCAUGAUAAGCCUCCGAUCAAAGAAGUGGAUUUCUUUUCAAGUAACAAUCACUUACCUGAUCAUCAAAAGAGAAAAUAUGAAUCAUUAACUCAAUUUGAUUCGAGUAUAAACACUGGAUUGGAUCUCCUCAGUUCAAGUUCUGGAAAUCCAUCAAAAACAGCAAAUGAUGAGAAAUCUAAUACGGAGCGGAGUACGCUUCAAGUUGAGUUAGACAGGUUAAAUGAAGAGAACAGAAAACUGAGAAACUCGUUGGGUCAGAUAACAAAAAGUUACAAUGAAUUGCAGGGUCAACUAAUCUUGGCAAUGCAAAAACAGGCACAUGGGAGCCCGCGAGAGCAGAAAGCUGAGUUGAAUGACAUGUCAAGUCUCAUAAUGUCAGCCCAACAGUUUAUGGACCCACGGUCAUCUGCGGCAUUAAACGUCAACGAGCCUUCGAUAUCCAAUAAUGAGACUCAAGAGCUGUCAAUUUCUCCGGCAAAUACUAGUGAAAUUAUGUCAAAGGAACGUGAACGUCCUAUGAUAAAGAUUCCUGCAGGGAAGCAAAUUUCUUCUGAAGAUAGUUGUGACAAAACAUCGCAGAGUUGGAGGGCGUCCCCUAAAAGUCCAAAGUUUGAUCAAACAAUGAAUGAAGAGCAAGCUCCUGAGGCGCCUUUUAGGAAGGCAAGGGUUUCCGUAAGAGCAAGAUCAGAAGCUCCACUGAUCAGUGAUGGAUGUCAAUGGAGGAAAUAUGGUCAAAAGAUGGCCAAAGGCAACCCUUGUCCACGUGCCUACUAUCGUUGCACCAUGGCCGUUGGAUGCCCAGUUCGUAAGCAGGUGCAGCGAUGCGCAGAGGAUAGGACCAUUCUCAUCACCACCUAUGAGGGGAACCAUAAUCACCCUCUUCCUCCCGCAGCCACAGCCAUGGCUAGCACUACCUCGGCUGCAGCAGCCAUGCUCCUUUCAGGUUCAACCACUAGCAAGGACGCUAUAACAACCUCUGGAUUCACCAAUUCUCUGCCCUAUGCUUCAACAGUGGCCACCCUCUCUGCCUCUGCACCAUUUCCCACCAUCACCCUUGACUUGACACAUAGCCCAAACCCCAUGCAAUUCCUCCGCGGCCCUCCUUCAACGCCCACAUUUCCUCUACCUUUUCAUGGUUGUCAACAACUUAUAAGGCAUCCAAUGUACUUGGCUCCUAAGCUACCUACGGUGCCAGCAUUGCAAUUUGGUCAACAACAACAUCCUUCCAUGGUUGAGACAGUUACUGCAGCAAUUACUUCAGACCCGAAUUUCACAGCAGCUUUAGCUGUUGCAAUCUCAACAAUAAUGGGAACGCAAAAGAGCAAUGAUGGGAACAAUAACAAUGUUAGUGGUAACGGGGGACCCGGGUCCCCACAGCUUCCUCAGUCUUGCACAACUUUCUCCACAAACUAGGGCAACAUUGCUGGUGUUUGAGCUUUAAUUUCAUGAUGAUAUUUAUAAAUAAUGCCUUUCUUUCCUACAAGAGUAUAAUGCUGGCUAGUUAUAUGGCUCUGGAGAGAAGGAACCCUCGAUUGUUCGAGUUGUUGAUAUUAGCUGAUAGAUGUAUGGAUUCAGCAGCAACAUGGAUUAUUUGGAUUAUAAUGACGUGGCUAGCUUGGACCUGCAUUUUGGAUCAAUGCUUGCGCCUCAGAGUUUCAGGCAUUGGAUAAUUACCUUCCCUUCAGUUAACCUUGUCGUUUAUUGUUAACAGCAUAUACCGAGCCCUACAGAUAAAUUUUGGCAUACCAGUACUUUUGCAUCAAAUUAUGAAAACAAUAUAUAUUCCAUGCACAUAUAUGUUCAGUAAGGAUUUAUAUUAAUUAUAUUUGCUGCAUUUUUUUUUU
Messenger RNA from Pistacia vera, 2143 nucleotides. RefSeq names its product probable WRKY transcription factor 47. Gene Ontology annotation, molecular function: DNA-binding transcription factor activity; sequence-specific DNA binding. Bases 204 to 1712 code for a protein of 502 amino acids. NCBI's taxonomy places the organism in Eukaryota, Viridiplantae, Streptophyta, Magnoliopsida, Sapindales, Anacardiaceae. The transcript has 6 exons. The record is from RefSeq and is a predicted model, not a curated record. Gene Ontology annotation, biological process: regulation of DNA-templated transcription.